AUGGGCCGCAGCGCCGAUCCGACGCGCGUUCUGGUCGUGUACGGCUCGGAGUCUGGCAACGCACGAAGGGGUAUCACAAAAAUCGUCAAUAAGUGGAAAGAGAGCGGGGCCGACUUCACCAUCGAGGGCAUCGUCGCUGGCAAUAGCCUCGGGCAGGACCUGUCCGAGCUCAAGAGCCGCUGCGACGUCCUCCUCGUCUCCUGCUCCUCUUUUGGCGAGGGCGACCCGCCGUCCAACUACAACCACUUCCUCCUCGCCCUCUACCGAGCUGCAGAGGCAGGCGGGUCGCCGCUCGAGGGCGUGCAGCACGCGGUCCUUGGCUACGGCGCGUCGGUGUACGAGACGUUCCAAAACUGCCCGCGCCUCACCGACAAACUCCUCGAGUCGUGCGGCUCUCGCCGCCUCGCGCAGCGCGUCGAACUCGACGAGGGCUCCGAGGACGACCCGGUCGUGCGGCUAAAGGGGUUCGAGACGUCGGUGUACGCCGCGCUACAGAAGCUCCCCGCCGCCCACGCGCCGCACGCGUGCAAGUGGGACCAGCCCUGCGGCAAGGUGGUUGAGAAGAGCGAGGAGGACCUGCUCGAGGUGGCCGCCUUUGGGACGGGCGAGGAGGGAGACGGCAGGAUGGGCGCCAUGGCCUUCGCGGGGAUGGCUGUGGCGGUCGGCCUUGGCCUCGCCGGGUACAAGCUCCGCGAGCAGCUCCGGCAAGCGGAGGCGAUCUAG
This is a messenger RNA of Emiliania huxleyi CCMP1516, 723 nucleotides long. RefSeq lists its product as hypothetical. Gene Ontology annotation, molecular function: flavin adenine dinucleotide binding; FMN binding; oxidoreductase activity. The coding region runs from base 1 to 723 and encodes 240 amino acids. Gene Ontology annotation, cellular component: cytosol. The record is from RefSeq and is a predicted model, not a curated record. The transcript has a single exon. NCBI's taxonomy places the organism in Eukaryota, Haptophyta, Isochrysidales, Noelaerhabdaceae.